CUCCAACGAUCGUCAUUAACUGCCUGCCUAGCCGGGGAUUUGUCCAACCCCUGCCUAGUUGGUCGGCGCCCGUGGUCACGAGUCGCGAACCUGGCAAUGUUUACGAUGUUGGUGCUAUCGACAAUCGUCGUCAUAGCGGCUACCUUCGUCGUGGUGCUUAAGCGAGCGUACAGACUAUCCGCUAGCGCAUCUGAUCCCCCACUUCACCCACCACCUUGUCCCGUCGCUCGCUCAGGUGCUCGGGACCGCAUCUUAUCACUACUCGCCCACUUAGUCGUCCCAGUGAUGGCCAUCGCAUGUGGUACUUUCGUUUUGAGGAAGCUCAAUUCCAACGAACUUUUCCCUGUCCUUGACAACUUCUUACUAUUUGGUAGCCUGCGUGCACAUAUCGGUCUGGUAGCUGUCCUCGCUGUCAUUCCGACUGUACCGUUCAUUACGUUGAGAAGGCAAGUUCGAGGGGAGGUCAUAGAGGCAGACACGCCUAGUGAUGUCCGGGUCAGGCUUAAAGCCCAUGACCCGACCCGACCCAGCCCAGCCCGGCCCUGGCCCUGAUGGAGGGCUUUGGCGGGCUCAAGGCUCGGGCUCAAGAUAUGGAAAGCCCAAGCCCUGGUGUCAGGCUGGUGAGUGACUGUGGCAUCCUGAUAUUGGUUUUGUACAAGCAAAACUUACCAUGAAGGUGACAUCUACACCUCAUUUCAUGCCUGUGGAUGCCAAAAGCCUAGCAAAAUACCCGAGCCCAGCCCGACCCAAGCCUGACCCUGAGGCGGGCUUUGGCGGGCUCAGGGCUCGGGCUCACACAUUCCCAUUGCCUGACCCUCAAAAGCCCAGCCCAAGCCCGAAAAGCCCAGCCCGACCCGGCCCGGACAUCACUAGACACGUC
Molecule: messenger RNA, 880 nt
Organism: Desarmillaria tabescens
Lineage: Eukaryota; Fungi; Basidiomycota; Agaricomycetes; Agaricales; Physalacriaceae
Exons: 2
Coding region: 97-552 (151 amino acids)
Source: RefSeq, a predicted model, not a curated record